Messenger RNA from Notolabrus celidotus (New Zealand spotty), 1487 nucleotides. RefSeq names its product high affinity immunoglobulin gamma Fc receptor I-like. Gene Ontology annotation, biological process: cell surface receptor signaling pathway. Gene Ontology annotation, molecular function: transmembrane signaling receptor activity. The transcript has 11 exons. The coding region runs from base 27 to 1328 and encodes 433 amino acids. The record is from RefSeq and is a predicted model, not a curated record. Lineage: Eukaryota; Metazoa; Chordata; Actinopteri; Labriformes; Labridae.
UGUGCCUCAAAGAAGCAUUUUCUCAAAUGUCACCAGAGCCUCUCGAGUUUAGAAAAAGUCUUAACAGGAAGAGGAAGUUCUUGAAUGCACUGCUCUAUAUUUGGCUUUUAUUUAGUCGUUCACUCAGUCUGCACCGAGACACCAUGGAGGUCAAAGCUUCCUGCAUCAUACUUUGGUUGAAUGUGAUACUGUUGAUUGGAGUUGUUAAGAACUGUUAUCCUCAGACGUUCGACACAGCUCAUCGAAUUGUUCCCUCCAAGCUGCAGCUUUUUGAAUAUGAGCCCAUCUCUUUUACAUGUGAUGGGUUGAAUUUCUUAGAUGGAUGGAGAGUGAGGAACAUGAAGGGACUCCUUCCAAAAUGUUCAAAUGACCCCGUGACAUUGACAGUAACCUGCACCAUUGACUGUGCCUAUGAAGCAGACAGUGGAGAGUACUGGUGUGAAGGAGGAGGAAGGAAAAGCAACACUGUCAACAUCACUGUUACAUCUGGUUUGGUGAUCCUUGAGAGUCCUGUCCUCCCAUUGACAAAGGGGGAUAAUUUGACACUGGGCUGCAAACCCAGGAUAAGUUCUGCAAACUUAACAGCUGAGUUCUAUAGAGAUGGCUUCCUUGUCACGAGGAGCAAUGCAGGACAGAUGACCAUUGGAGAUGUUAGCAAGUCUGAUGAAGGACUCUACACGUGUGAAAUUGCUCAUGCUGGAAUGUCACCAGGGAGCUGGUUGGCUGUCAGAGACCAUCAUGUGAUCAUGGAGAGUCCUACCGGUCCUGUGAUGGAGGGAGAAGCCGUGACUCUUCGUUGCAGAAAGGGGGAGACUUCUUCUCCUUCUUCUGACCACAGAGCUAAUUUCUAUAAAGACGGUCUCUUCAUCAGGAGCAGUUCUACAGGAGAGAUGAUCAUCCACAGUGUUUCCAAGACUGAUAGAGGACUCUACAAGUGCAGCAUAUAUGGAGCUGGAGAGUCACCUGAAAGCAUGCUGUCUGUCAAAGUGGGGGCACACAAGUAUGAUGGCUCAUAUAUAAAAACAUCCAGUAAAGGAAUGAAUGUUUCUGAACUUUACUACAUCCUGCUGUGGCUGUUUGUCAUCGUCAUACUGGUUCUGCAGCUGCUGUUGGUUGGACUACUUUGCAUGAAAAAACAGCUAGUCACAACAAUGAUGAAUGAUCCAAACAAAGACCUGCGAGCCGCUGCAAAACGACACAAUGCUGUUCUUGCUGCGCACAGCUUCAGCGUCUGUCUCGCGUCAAACCAAAGCGCAAAACCACAAACAGAAAUAGAAUCAGGAGUCUCCAGCUUCACAGUGACGGGACUCUUUACCUCAACUUUGUAAGAUCUGGAUUCCAAAUACAACGCCAUGCAGAAGGUGAGUGAUGGAGAAACUGCUCGGUGGAUUUAGGAUGAAACUAGUUACAGAGGCGUCCACAUGAAUUAUGCUUAUUGUUACUGUCAGUAUAUAUAUAUAACUAUUUGGUAGUAUGCAACAUGUCAA